Ostertagia ostertagi is the source of this 2589-nucleotide messenger RNA. The record is from the annotation of a GenBank genome assembly. Lineage: Eukaryota; Metazoa; Nematoda; Chromadorea; Rhabditida; Trichostrongylidae.
AUGAUGAUCGCAGAGCUUAUCAACUUAAAGGAUAUCAGAUUGAUAGUUCCAAAAUCGAUGGAAAAGCGGUAUCUAGGUUGCGUGGAGAACGUGGCUGAUAUGCGCUCCCUCAAAGAGGAACCUGGAAUCACCUCUGAAAUGAUGAAGGGGUUAUCACACUCGGGGUCGUGGCUUACAGCGCUAUUCGUUGUCGCUGAGCUAUCACAGGCUAUCGAAGUACGUAUGGAUUGUCACCCUGAACGAGGUGCUUCUCUGGAGAAGUGCAGAGAAAGAGACUGCAUUUGGACACCAACAGAUCAGCUUCCGGGCACACCAUUCGAGUACAUGUCGAUAAACUUACCAGGACGCGUGCGGCACGUGAUCACACUGAAGAAAAAGAAAGGCACGAAAAACCCAUGGGGUGAUGAUAUCGAGGAAAUUCAAUUGAAAAGUGACUACAUCGGAAAGACCCUCAAUGUGAAAAUAUUUGCAGAAGGACGAUACGAUCCUCCAGUGGACUUACCAAGAAAUCCCUCCGAGUCCGCAGACAAUUUGGAGCUUAUCACCGAAUCGUCAAACGACUCGUUUCAUUUUGUGGUUACACGAAAUUCAACAGGAGCACAUCUUUUCGACACCUCAAUAGGUCUAAAGAAACUCCUCUCUCGCUUAUGGGCCAUUUACACAGGAGGGGAUUUGCAAAAAUCCCUUUCAGGUGGUUUGAUGUUUUCUGACAAGUUCCUGCAAAUCGCCACGUACUUGCCGUCAGACGCUAUGUAUGGAUGGGGAGAAAAUGCUCAUCCAACUCUUAAGCAUGACUUUUCCAUAUAUCGCACAUGGGGUAUGUGGGCAAGGGAUGAGCCUCCUCAUUCAACAGAAGUGGAUACGAAGAACCUCUACGGAGUGCAUCCUUUUUAUAUGGUCCUAGAACCAGAUGGCAAAGCUCAUGGAGUGCUUAUCCUCAACAGUAAUGCACAGGUAGUCUUUGAGCAGUACCGAGAAACUGAUUAUCACUCUUAUCUGAAUCACAUUCAGCAAGUGACGACAGCACCUGGUCCUGCGAUAAUCUAUCGAACAAUUGGUGGAAAUUUGGACUUAUACUUCUUCCCUGGACCAACUCCUGAAGAAGUGACUCAACAGUAUCUGUCCCUUAUCGGGAAACCAAUUUUACCUGCCUAUUGGGCGUUGGGAUUCCAGCUGUCACGGUAUGGUUACAAGGAUUUGGAUGAUAUGAAAACAACCAUAGAAAGGAACAUGAAGGCCGGUAUCCCCUUGGAAACAGUUGUGGUUGAUAUUGACUUCAUGGAUCGAUAUAAAAUGUUUACUGUUGGUAAGACAUUUGAAGGACUCGCGGAAUAUUUGAAGGAAGUGCAGAGUUGGGGUAUGCGCGCGAUACUACUUUACGACCCAGGAAUUCAAGUCGAUGACGAGCCUUUUAAGAGAGCGCUGCAAAAUGGUGAGACAUUUACGAAACACAGAUUGAGAGUUUUGGCAAUGAAUUCGUUGCAGGACCUAUACCCUCUGGUGAAAAACACAAAGAUCAUGCUCGGCGUAGUAUGGCCGGACCGUCACGUUGCAUUUCCGGACUUCCUCGAUCCGACCAAUGCCACAAAGAACUGGUGGAUUCAGGAAAUCGUUAACUUCCACAAGAAGGUGCCACAUGAUGGAAUUUGGAUUGAUAUGAAUGAGCCGUCUGCUUUUGGCACCAAUGAAAAAGUUCCGUGGUACUUCCAAAUGAAAGAUCAUCCCAAUAUCGAAGCGCUCUGGUGUCCAACAAAUUCAACGGAUAGGCAAUGGGAAGUGCCACCUUUCCAAACACACUCGGUUUAUCACUACAAAUAUGAAACGCUAUUAGCAUCCAAAACGCUGUGCAUGACGGCGCUACAGGCGGAUGGCAAGCAGAGGUUCUACAAUGUAAAAAAUCUUUAUGGUUGGAGUGAAGCAAGGAUAACUCAACAGGCACAUUAUGCUGCAAUGGGAAAACGAUGCAUUGUGGUAUCGCGGUCAACUUUCCCGUCGGCUGGACGGUACACUGGACACUGGUUGGGGGACAACUCCGCCACCUGGGAAGACCUUCAGGCAUCCAUAAUUGGUGCCAUGGAAUUCAACAUGUUCGGAAUACCGUUCGUCGGAGCGGAUCUAUGUGGCUUCAACGGGAAAACGAGCGAAGAACUCUGCCUAAGAUGGCAACAAUUGGGAGCAUUCCAUCCUUUCAUGAGGAACCAUAACGCGAUAAACGAACCACCGCAAGAUCCCGCACUAUGGCCAAGUGUAGCUGAGGCAACGAAGAAAGCGACGCUCUUCCGAUACAGAUACCUACCGUAUCUAUUUAGUUUACAUUUCAUUGCCUCUAUGGAGGGAGCAACUGUAAUCCGACCGGUAUUCUACGAGUAUCCAAACGACAAUAACACUCACAAUUUAAGUCAUCAGUUUCUAUGGGGACGAUCAAUGCUUAUCGCUCCUGCUUUGCAUGAGAAUGCAAACUCCGUGGACGUGUAUCUACCAAAAGACGACUGGUAUUCGUUGUUCGAUUUCCAGUACGGAGAAGCAUGUGAAAGCGGUACUCGAAAAUAUCCGGCUCCAUUAACGUCGCUGAUCCCAGUUUUUGUUAGA